UCCUCCUCUCCGUCAAUCACAUCAGCAGCGCUGCUGAUUGGUUCAAUUAGCGAAUCGUCUUUGUUGCGCCUUUCAGCUAGCAUCUCGACAACAGCGAAAAAAGGCAAACGUGAGUUCAAAACCGAGGCAAACUACUACAAGAAAAGCCCCUGACCAUUUAAAUGGAGUCAACCGAACAGCCCUGACAUUCCAACAAGAACGAGGCAGUGGAGGGAGCUCAGGGAUGCCUGCUGUGCGUCCUAAUGUACAGUCCCAUUUACUGCUGCCUGCGUGCUUAGUACAUUACGGUACUCGGAGCAGUGGAGCAGAGGAGCCGGGCUGAUGCAGAGACACAGGAGAGAGAGGACGAGGGAAGCACAGACUGCUGCAGUGUCGGACAGCAGCAGCCUAAUUUCCACUACAGCAAAGUUACAGGACCUCUAAUCAUCCAUCAUGUUGAAGAAGGGCUCAGAGCUGCUAAGAGAAGACCGAGAGGUUCUCCUGGAUCCAGACUACAGGAGUAAAGCACAGACCCUGGACAACUAUGGGGGUCUGCAGAAUGGGGUCUUUAUCCCACAUAGAUGUCGUUCAUCAGCAGCUGCUGAUGGAGACAUGGAUGGCGAUGAUUCCAUUUAUGUGCACUGUAACCCAAGAAGUCAGCAGCCAGUCCCACAGCUGGGGAAUUACUUUAGAGACGGAAGAACAAAAAUCGACUUUGUGCUGGUGUGGGAGGUUCGCUCGCAGAAGAAGCGGCGAGGGAAGGGCAAGAUUGGGACCGGCAAGGGGGGCGAAGCCGAGCCCUCCGAGCAGAACAGCAGGGCCGAGCGAAGGAAGGCCCAGCUGGCACAGUGGAGGGACCGGUUCGUUGAGAAUCUGGAGAGCGCCGGACUGCUCAUGGAAAAGGAAGAAACGUCAAACGAAAAGAAAACAAUUCAUUUUCUGAAACUUAGCGCUCCCUGGGAUGUCUUGGUGUAUUACGCUGAGGAACUCUGUCUGAGAGCUCCUCUGCAGGCACAACCACAUCUGGAAUUAAACACAUCUGCUCAGGUACUGAGGAGACUAUACAUACCCAACGUAAUGGCAGAGUCUGUGCCAAACAGGCCGCUGGACUACUACACAUGUGCCUUUCGCAAGUCAAAGAUGAGCAGAUUCCUAGACUGUGAAAACCGCGAGAGCUACUUCAGUAACACACAGAGACACCGCGUUGUGUAUGAGAUUCUGUCCAGGACGGUGUACGGCAAGAAGAAGAGAGCGGAGGUCGGCGUGGACAGACUGGUGAACGAAGGCGCCUACACUGCCGCCUUCCCCCUUCACGAGGGUCCCUUUCAGCUUCCGAGGUUUGAGAUCCGUCCAGAUGAGGUCAAUCAGAGGCAGGUUCUUUAUCACUACUGGGCCCGUUGGUGGAAAUGGUACAAGUACCAGCCACUGGACCACAUCAGAGAGUACUUUGGAGAGAAAAUAGCACUCUACUUUGCCUGGCUGGGCUUCUACACAGCCUGGCUGCUGCCGGCGGCUGUGGUCGGAACCCUGGUCUUUGUGUCUGGAGUCAUGUCCAUGGGAAACAACACACCAGCCAAGGAAAUCUGCACCAGUGGACCCAGUUACCUGAUGUGUCCUCUAUGUAAUACAUGUAAAGCCUGGAACAUGUCUGAAAUCUGCACCAUGGCCAAGCUGGGCUACCUGUUUGACCACCCGGGCACCGUCCUCUUCAGCGUGUUCAUGUCCUUCUGGGCCGUGACCUUCCUGGAGUACUGGAAGCGGAAGAUGGCAACACUGGCCCAUCACUGGGACUGCAUGGACUUCCAUGAGGAAGAGGAGCGUCCACGGCCAGAGUUUGCCGCCAUGGCCCCAUCGAUGGAGGAAAACCCAGUGACUGGGGUCAAGGAGCCCUACUUUCCAGAAAAGACCCGACUGUCCCGCAUGUUUACUGGCUCCAUGGUCAUCAUUAUGAUGCUGUGUGUGGUGAUGAUCUUCCUGGUGACUGUGGUCAUGUGCCGCGGCAUCAUCAGUGUCAUGAUGUUCCACACCGGGAGCCCCGUCCUGCGUACGGAGGUAUGUCAGACCGACUACACUGGAAUCCCCUGGUUGGAUAUUUCACCUGUCUCACCAUCUCCUCCUCAGGCAGGGACCAUCGCCAACAUCUCCAGCAGCGUCGUGAACCUGGGCCUCAUCCUGUUGAUGGGCCGGGUCUACACCGCGUUAGCUGAGCAGCUCACUAAGUGGGAGAUGCACCGGACACAGACACAGUACGACAACGCCCUCAUCUUCAAGGUGUUCAUCUUCCAGUUCGUCAACUUCUACUCGUCCCCCUUCUACGUGGCUUUCUUUAAAGGGCGGUUUGUGGGAUACCCCACCAAUUACGGGACCUUGUUUGGGAUGAGGAACGAGGACUGUGGCCCUGGAGGUUGCCUCAUUGAACUGGCCGAGCAGCUCUUCAUCAUCAUGGUGGGAAAGCAGCUCAUCAACAACGUCCAGGAGUUCAUCCUCCCCAAAGUGAAAGCCUGGCACCAGAAGAGAACCUUCAGCAAGGUGAAGGGCAGCAAGGCAGCGCAGGAGCGCGAGCGCUGGGAGGACGAUUACCAGCUGGUGGAGUGCGAGGGCCUCUUUGAAGAAUACCUGGAGAUGGUGCUCCAGUUCGGCUUCAUCACCAUCUUCGUGGCGGCCUUCCCCCUGGCUCCGCUCUUCGCCCUCCUCAACAACUGGGUGGAGAUCCGCCUGGACGCCCACAAGUUCGUGUGUGAGUACCGGCGGCCGGUGGCCGAGCGAGCCCAGAACAUCGGCGUGUGGUUCAACAUACUGGAAGCGCUGUCGCACCUCUCUGUCAUCGCCAACGCCUUCCUCAUCGCCUUCACGUCAGACUUUCUGCCCCGCCUGCUCUACCAGUACAAGUUUCACAGUGACCUCCAUGGAUACGUCAACUUCACCUUGGCUCACGCCCCUCUGAACUACACAGAGUACCCCAUGUGCAGAUAUAAAGCCUACAGAGACAACGAUGGAAACUACACACUGUUCUACUGGGAGCUCCUCGCUGUCAGGCUGGGCUUCAUCAUCGCUUUUGAGCACGUCGUCUUCUUCGUUCUGCGAGCCAUCGACUGGAUUGUGCCCGACGUCCCCGAGUCCCUGGAGCUGAAGAUGAAGAGGGAGCGCUACCUGGCCAAGCAGGCUCUGGCUGAGAACCAGGAGGCCCUGUUGGUGAGUGGGAGCCGAGGGGCAGCCCGUGCCACUCCGGGCUCGUCCAGUCCAGCAAGCGACGCGUCCUUUGGAGACAUGAGUUAGCGCCUGGACGAGGGGGAGCGACGGAGGCACGCUGCGCUACGCGGGACAACACGACUCCACGUUUAUCCUGGAGGAAAUUCCGCCUUGGCACUGGGAUUCUUCACACUGCUGCACAGACAUUAUGAAAAGCACACGUCGUCGGACACUUCACUGAUGCAUUGAAUGGCUGUUCAAUCACACUGGCUAAUGACCACUCCUGGGUUGAAAAACAAUCGGUCAUAAAAUCUAAAUGAUACCUUGUUAAUUGUCAGCUUAUUUGAGUUUGAACAUUUACACAGUGAGCUGGUCAUUUUAAUAAACUUGAGGUCAAAGUCUCCUACAGCUGAUACAGUAAAAUGACAACCGCUGCAGUUCUGAGCUAACACCACUGUUAUACGUUCAUCUGUUGCCUUCACCGUGCAAUUAAAAAUACAUGAACCAAAUGCAUAAACCAGCUAUGUUACAGUGAGGUUCCCUGGCCAUGCCUGCGUCUUCUACCUGAAUGCUCUGGAUGCCUGAGAUGCUAAGAUGCUUCGUUUGACUUGCUUUGGAUGCAAAUAAAGCUACUUUGCAGAAUGCGGCUUGGUCUUCUGGGAGAGGCCGUGCAUGCUGUGCUUUAGGGGUGAGUCUCCUUCUCCCUCUGCUUUUUCCCACCGAGCUGCGGACACAUCAUUGAUUUAUUAGGAGUCAGAACCAGACAGGUGUUCCUUAAUGAUUUCUCUCUUCCUCUCCUCCCAUCACACACUCCUCACAGUCGUGGCCUGGGGCCACUCCUGACUUUUAUUUUGUGUCUCUCUACUAUGUCUUGCUCCCCUCCGCCCGUCUCUCCUGUUCGGUGCUUCGUGUUUUUUAAUGUGCAUUCUUCUCCUCUCUUCUCUGGCCACGUUGCGCUUCAGAUUGUUAUGAUUGCGCCGCGUUCCUCCACCAUGGCCUGCAGGAAGAGUGAGUUAGUACAUGUCAGCGAGCACAGGUAUGCGCCGUGGACACCGGCUGGCUUCUUCACAGACACUCACGUGCUCAGGCUGCACAACAGAGCCACAAACCAGACAAAUACUCAGAAGUCUACAUCUUAUGUUAUAUUUGUUUUUCUUAUCUGGAUGAAUGUCUGAGAUACUAAUUAAGAACUAUUUGAUAUUAUUUCAAUAUAUUCAACCAUUUUAUUAUGUGUAUGAGUUGUGAACAGUUCUGGGGUCCAGUUUUAAAAAUAAAAUACUCUUUCUUCUCGCUGACUUCAUGUCAAACCUAAA
Molecule: messenger RNA, 4481 nt
Organism: Betta splendens (Siamese fighting fish)
Lineage: Eukaryota; Metazoa; Chordata; Actinopteri; Anabantiformes; Osphronemidae
Gene: ano11
Product: anoctamin 11
Exons: 24
Coding region: 433-3255 (940 amino acids)
Biological process (GO): chloride transmembrane transport
Cellular component (GO): plasma membrane
Molecular function (GO): chloride channel activity; protein dimerization activity
Source: RefSeq, a predicted model, not a curated record